GUGGUCAGAUCAACACUCUCCCAAAGCAAACAUCGUAAAUAUCUGACCGGGUCGGGAAUCUGCGGUGGGUAUAAAAAUGCAGAGGUACACAUUUCAGCUGUCAGUCGGUAAUCGGAUUUCGGAUAUGAUGGAUGCGUCAAAGGAAAACAAACAGGUGAACGGUGAAAAAGAUACCCCGGUGAAAAAGCCCCAGGUCAACGGGAUCUCAGACCAUUCUGACAUUAAAAAAGACCAUGUCCGAAAUAUUGCGGAGAGAAUUGAGCAGAAUAUAAAGGAACUAGAUAAACAGAGCUUAGCGGAUAGAAAGCCACUCUACACCGCGGAUGAAGAAAAGAAACUAUUGGACAGAUAUACAAAUUUCCCAAAAGAGAAAAAAGAUGUGUAUUAUAGAUUCUUUAAAAGUGCAGACACAUACAAUUUGGGAUUUUUGACAAUUUAUCAGUUUGCAGAAGCUGUACGGAAACGAGGAUUCAUUGGGAAAGAUUCAGAAAUUGCGACUAUGUUUGUGGACCUUGAUUCUAACAUGGACUGCGAGGUGACAUUGGAAGAAUACAUGGACGAAAUGUCAAAGAAAGACGCCAAGGCUCGAACGGAGGCUGAGAUGCUAGAGAUCUUCAGAAAAUUCGACAGAAAUAAAGAUGGCUUCAUCACGCGGGAAGAAUUGCAGACGACCCUGGAAGAGUGCAAAAUGAGACAGUUAGAGAUUGAUAUGGAUGAAAUUAUGAAGAAAGCUGACCGCGAUGGCGACGGGAAGUUGUCAUAUGAUGAUUUUAUGAAAGCUUGCCGCUUUAAGCCUAAAUAGACAAAGCCCAAAGAGAGUAUAAGAUUUAGAUCUGAGCUUUUUCUUGUAAUCAGAGCUAAUUAAGCUGGAAAUCUGUCAAAAUACCAACCAAAAGCGUUAUCUAUAUUACAGAUCAAUAGAAGACAAUUUGUACUUGUAGAUAUAAAUCAUAUUCUACGCAAGGAGGAGAGAUCUAUCAUGCAGUUAUUUACUAAUAUAUACAAAGGCAGACAAUUACAUACAAUGUUCUUGCAUAUUGAUUAUAUAUAGCAUAGUAUUCAAUUAUACGUCUAUAUGCAAUGAGGUCAUUUAUAGUUUGAACUGAAUUCGUGUUGCUUGCCAAUUUAUAAAUGACAUGUUAAUUUUGUAUAUUAGUUAUGUUUACUGAUACAGAAUAUGCAUUUAUAUUACUAAUAAUAAAACUAUUCUGGUCAUUUAUAGAA
Saccostrea echinata is the source of this 1224-nucleotide messenger RNA. RefSeq lists its product as uncharacterized. The record is from RefSeq and is a predicted model, not a curated record. Lineage: Eukaryota; Metazoa; Mollusca; Bivalvia; Ostreida; Ostreidae. The transcript is spliced from 3 exons. Gene Ontology annotation, molecular function: calcium ion binding. The coding region runs from base 77 to 802 and encodes 241 amino acids.